Ilex paraguariensis (yerba mate) is the source of this 2205-nucleotide messenger RNA. Lineage: Eukaryota; Viridiplantae; Streptophyta; Magnoliopsida; Aquifoliales; Aquifoliaceae. The record is from the annotation of a GenBank genome assembly.
AAGAGGGUAAGCACUUUGGCCGUGUUUUCUGCAAUUUUGCUGGUAAGUGCUCAUUACCUGAAGCACCGUUAGCUCCAUUCCAUAAACACAUCUCUAUUGUUUCUUUCUUCUCUCUACUCAUUAUCUAAUCCUUUGUUUCACCUCUUCAGAGUGAUUCAACACCGCAAACCGUCAGAUUGUCCUACUGAAUUCUUAUGCAAGUAACAUUUUUAGUUCCUGUUCUGUGUCAGCAUCCUCACGAAUAAUUGGAGUUCUGAAUGUGUUUGUGAAGUACAAAUUGUGCCAUAGAUACUCAGUUAUGGGUGGGAAUUCACUGGUGAAUCUCAGUAAUGGUGAUGCACGUACACAGUCUGAUCCCCAGAGGACAUACCAAGUUGUGGUGGCUGCAACUCAUAACAUGGGCAUUGGGAAGGAUGGCAAGUUACCAUGGACAUUGCGUUCUGACCUUAAAUUUUUCAAGGAGAUCACGAUGAAUACGACUGACCCUGGGAAGAAGAAUGCUGUGGUAAUGGGGAGGAAAACUUGGGAAAGUAUUCCCCUCAAGUAUCAACCUCUCCCUGGUCGGCUUAAUGUUGUGCUGACUCGUUCUGGGAGUUUUGACAUUUCUACUGCUGAGAAUGUUAUUACUUGUGAGAGCAUUCCAUCUGCUUUGAGAUUGUUAGCAGAAUCUCCUUAUUCUUCUUCAAUAGAGAAGGUGUUUGUUAUAGGUGGUGGCCAGGUAUUAAGGUAAGGGUAACAUGCUUCAUAUGUUUUCCUCUGUGUUGUUGAUAUGAUAGCUAUUGACAGUUUUCUAGUACAGAGAAGCACUUAACGCUCCAAGUUGUGAUGCCAUCCAUAUGACUGAGAUUGAGACGAGCAUUGACUGCGACACUUUCAUUCCUCCUGUUGAUGAUUCUGUAUUUCAGCCUUGGUACUCAUCUCCACCAAUCGUUGAGAAUAAUAUUCAGUUCUGCUUUGUAACUUUUGUUCGUGUGAGGAAUUCUGCUAUUGAAUCCGAUAUUUCAAGCAGUGGGGUGAAUUGUGAUAUUAAUAAAGAUUCUGAUAAGGUCAAGGUUGAUAGUUUUACUUUCCUUCCAAAAAUAAUUUUUAAGAAACAUGACGAGUUCAUGUAUCUGAGAUUGGUUGAAGAUAUCAUCUCAAGUGGCAACCUGAAAGAUGACACGACGGGGACUGGUACUCUAUCCAAAUUUGGUAGCCAGAUGCGCUUUAAUCUACGUAAAAGUUUUCCAAUUCUUACAACUAAGAAAGUUUUUUGGCGAGGCAUUGUUGAAGAGCUUUUGUGGUUCAUUAGUGGUUCAACAAAUGCAAAGGUCCUGCAGGAGAAAGGCAUUUAUAUCUGGGAUGGCAAUGCAUCUAGAGACUACCUCGACAGUAUUGGCUUGGCAGACAGGGAAGAGGGUGACUUAGGGCCGAUAUAUGGGUUCCAGUGGAGACACUUUGGUGCCAGGUACACCAAUAUGCAUGCUGACUACACUGGCCAAGGAUUUGAUCAGUUGGUAGAUGUCAUUGACAAGAUCAAGAAUAAACCGAAUGAUAGGCGCAUAGUCUUAUCAGCUUGGAAUCCAUCUGACCUUAAGUUGAUGGCUCUUCCACCAUGCCACAUGUUUGCACAGUUUUAUGUAGCUGGUGAUGAGCUUUCCUGUCAAAUGUAUCAGCGCUCUGCUGAUAUGGGCCUUGGUGUGCCAUUUAACAUUGCAUCGUAUGCUCUAUUGACAUGCAUGAUUGCUCAUGUUUGUGAUCUCUUACCGGGCGAUUUCAUCCACGUUAUUGGGGAUGCUCAUGUUUAUAAAACGCAUUUACAGCCUCUGCUGGAGCAGCUUCAGAAAAUUCCUAGACCUUUCCCGAUUCUGAAGAUCAAUCCACAGAAAAAGGACAUAGAUUCAUUUGUGGCCGCUGACUUCAAACUAAUAGGUUAUGAUCCUCACAAGAAGAUAGGAAUGAAAAUGGCAGUGUAGGCCCAUAGAUGACUACUUUGAGUUUUAGAGGUAUACCUUUCUCGGCCUUUUUGCUAAGAUCAAGAGUUUUAGAGGUAAUUGUAACGGUUAUUUGUGGAUUACUCCCUUUUGGGUGUCUUGUUAACAAUUUAAUUCCGAGAAACUGCAGAAAAACACCCUACGAGGCUGCUAUAUGUUUGUGUGCAUCAGUAUAUUUUGUAGUAAAAGUUGGAACAAUAAAAAAAAACCUGAUAUAAAAACAUAAAUGGAA